GUUCUGUCCUCCUUACCCAACACUAAGUUUGCGGGACGGCAUUUCGGCGCGUGCAUUUUAUAAACAUUUGGCAAAUAAACAAGGAUUUUGAGAAUGUUUGACGUGGAACCGAUAAUAGCAGAUCACAAGGACGUGAUACAUGAUGUGGUGUUCGAUUACUACGGCCGUCGCAUGGCUACCUGCUCUAGCGACCAGACAGUGAAGAUUUGGGACGAGGACGGACAGGGCAAGUGGAGUGUGACCAGCAGCUGGAAGGCCCACUCCGGCUCCAUUUGGCGGGUGUCCUGGGCACAUCCAGAGUUCGGUCAGGUGGUGGCCACAUGCUCAUUUGAUCGCACCGCCUCUGUCUGGGAGGAGGUGAUUGGUGAGAAGGUAUCAUCGACCAAUGCUCCCACACGCCGCUGGGUUCGUCGCACCACGCUCGUGGACUCGCGCACCAGCGUUACUGACGUGGAGUUUGCUCCAAAGUACCUAGGACUGCUACUGGCAACCGCCUCUGCGGAUGGCAUCAUCCGUAUUUACGAGGCACCGGACAUCAUGAACCUCUCGCAGUGGCCCGUGCAGCACGAGAUCGCAAAUAAACUGCCGCUGAGCUGUCUCUCGUGGAAUACCUCCACCUACAUGGUCACUCAGCUGCUGGCGGCGGGCAGCGAUGAGGCGGCCACGCCUACUGGUAAGGUUUUCUUAUUUGCCUACAGCGAGAAUGCCCGCAAGUGUGUGAAAAUUGAGACUGUGAAUGAUAUAACCGAUCCAGUCACUGAUGUGGCCUUCGCCCCGAACGCCGGCCGCACCUUCCACAUGCUGGCCGUGGCCAGCAAGGAUCUCUACAUUGUUAAUCUGCGUGGUGUAACGGACGCUACUGGCAACUCGAAGCUGGACAUUCAGACCGUCAAGUUCAGCGAGCACAACUGCCCCGUGUGGCGCGUAUGCUGGAAUAUGUUGGCCACAAUGCUAAUUUCUACAGGUGACGACGGCUGCGUUCGCCUGUGGCGAAUGAACUACAACAAGCAAUGGCGUUGCGCCGCCGUGCUAAAGGCGGAGGGCAGCGGACCCACAUACGAACCAGCCCCGCCCACUCCAACAUUGGCAACAACAGCCUCAGCCACGGCCAAGUUCUACAAAAAGGGCACCAUUGGCAACCAGGUGCCGUGGCACUGAUUUUGAAGUUAAUCGUUAGAGUUCCAAAUAAAUGCCUAAGUUGAAA
Messenger RNA from Drosophila serrata, 1204 nucleotides. RefSeq names its product nuclear pore complex protein Nup44A (gene Nup44A). Gene Ontology annotation, biological process: cellular response to amino acid starvation; positive regulation of TORC1 signaling. Lineage: Eukaryota; Metazoa; Arthropoda; Insecta; Diptera; Drosophilidae. The record is from RefSeq and is a predicted model, not a curated record. Gene Ontology annotation, molecular function: structural molecule activity; protein binding. Gene Ontology annotation, cellular component: Seh1-associated complex; nuclear pore outer ring.